AUGGCGCUCACACCGGAACUGGCCAGUAAGAUCGAGAAGCUGCUGGCGGCUGCCACUGGCGGGGCCCUUGUCCGCUCCAUGGAGCAAUGCUACAGCAUGCUGAUGGAAGCGGGGUUGCUGUACCAGCAGAAGGUGCACUCCAACUUUAUCGGGGUGCACCCGAGCAAUCGGGACGGCUGCGGAGUUUCGGCGAAGCACGUGCACGAACUCCUUGCAGACCUCGUUGGUUUAGGAUGGAGCUCUUCGGAGUUUCGUGGCCUGUGCGUGGAAGUCUCAGAGUCAGAACGCUCCCAAGUGUAUCGGUGGAACCAAGAGUUGGCCGAAAGCUCAGAGGGGCGAGUGCCUGGGUUUCCGUCAGAAACCCAUCUGAAAUACGCCACGCUGGCGGGAUCGCACACGAACCAGGUGUUACGUUGUUUCCUCAACAAAGUGCCCAGCGAAGCUACUGCAGGGAAGGUGGUGACGGAGGGAGGGCGACUGAGCCUAGAAAGGCUCCAGGCAUUGGAUCCCGACUUUCACACAGCAUGCACAGAAGGGGCCAUGUGGCGCAUUGUCUCACAAGCAAUCCCACAACGUUUCCCGACCUUUUGUGGACUGGCGCAAUCAGCCGCCAACGCGAGCGGACACGUUGCGAGGGAGGAGUCCGAACUCCAGUUGUGUCACAAGAUCCACGGGGAAGUGGCACGGUGCAUGGCCACAGGCAAAAGCACCGUGAACUACGUAGACGUGAAGGACGCAGUUCUGCGCUCCAAGCCAAGGAGUGCCGGUACUGUUCCGGCACUCUUUGUCUUCACUCUGCGCUUCUCCGGUGGCCAGACGGCCCACUUCCUAGAAGCCAAUGACCCGGGCGCGCAGAUCCGUCACAUGCUCCUGCACUUCGCAUAUGGUGUGGCCGACGGCCGGGCCCUAACUGUGACAGAUGUGAAGAGAGCAUUGUCGGCGGGGAUGGCUGCCAAACGAGAGCCGGCAAUCGCGCUCAAGGCGGUUGGCUAUCUCCAGAUGAACAUGGUGGAGGACAGACUGUUCGUCCGCAUCGACAAGUGGGACCGUCAUUUCAUUCAGUUUGUGACGGGCCAGCCCCUGGAACUCAGGAAAGAGAAGGAUCCACAUCACCUGAGCAUCCCAGCCUUUCAAAACCUCCUGGACCUGCGGAAGAGCGCAUGCGACAAGCUGUACAACAAACACCUCCGCGAUGCUGCAGCAGUCGCUGGAGAUGCUGAACCGCCCCACAGGAGUGCGAGGGAGGAGGACUUGUACCUUGCUGGUCGAGUCGUGGACAUGGCCUGUCCAGAUGUCCAGCUUGAGGAGGAGUUCAUGCCAGGUCAGAUCGUUUCGGCGUUGUGGUCGGUCAGGGACCUCGGUUCUCUGGGUUGA
Molecule: messenger RNA, 1374 nt
Organism: Symbiodinium sp. CCMP2456
Lineage: Eukaryota; Dinophyceae; Suessiales; Symbiodiniaceae
Source: the annotation of a GenBank genome assembly